ACUGACUGUAUCUGGUGCAGAUGCACUCAUAAAGCCUUGGAUUUAUGAAGUCCGGCUUUAUGAUCGUACAUGCCUCUUGUUCCCUUACCACCAUGUCAUGCUACCACUAUACUUGCCAGUGGCCCACUCAAUCCCUUCGAUGAAGUUUUCUCAAAGACAAUACUUUCUCUGCCCUUCCUGCUACUCACGGGUUCUAGAUUCGAGUAUCUACUGGGAUGCACUAGUACAUAAUAACAAGACUCCUACGAAUCAGAGGCUACAAAAUCAGCGAGUGUCUGUCAUGCUUACUGAUUUGAACAUUCGUCCACUGUUCGAUAAAUAUCUAGGUCUGAAACACGAUCAGCAGGUUGUCGAUGGUAUAAUGUAUUUAACCUACGCGGCGGCGGGCAUUGUUUGCUGUAUCAUUCAACUACUUUCCCGCCAUUAUCCACCCGCUUUCCUGCUAAAAUACGACCGCAUUCUCGCUGAUGUUUCGUACUGUUUUCUAGGAAUUAUAAUUAUACAAUAUGUUGUACUACAACAUGUAACACGAUGUGCACCAUUCUUGCACACAUGAGCUGCUCGUGACCGAGUAAGAAAUGUAGCGUAGUGUGAUACUUAUCGUGCCGCAAAGGUAGCCCCGCCAGAUGGUGCAGUGGCAUGUACUAUAAGUAGUUGCAU
Messenger RNA from Suillus paluster, 660 nucleotides. RefSeq lists its product as uncharacterized. The record is from RefSeq and is a predicted model, not a curated record. Bases 98 to 556 code for a protein of 152 amino acids. The transcript has 3 exons. NCBI's taxonomy places the organism in Eukaryota, Fungi, Basidiomycota, Agaricomycetes, Boletales, Suillaceae.